CGGUAAGAAGCAGAAGAUUCCAAAAUCCACGAAUUCACUUUUUAUUAAUUGAAUGCAGCAAAACACAAACGCGGAACGCCAGGAGUUGAUUAGUAAAAGUGAAUUACAAAUAAUUUCGGAUAUAACAAAACGUAAUAGAAAAUACCGCGUUAUAAAAGUGCCCUGUUUUUACGAACUAAUAUCGCAUUUUAUAAAUAUUUUUAAGUGGAACAACCACGUUGUAAAAAUUAAUUAAUUAAAACAUAAUAACAUCAACAAAAUGGCUCGAGGACAUCAAAAAAUUCAGUCGCAAGCAAAGGCUCAAGAAAAACAAGCCAAAAUGAAAAAGCAACAGGGCCACAGUGCCACCGAUCAAAAGAAGGCAGCACAAAAAGCGCUCGUUCAUGUAUGCGCUGUUUGUAAGUCUCAAAUGCCCGAUCCAAAAACGUACAAACAACAUUUUGAAAAUAAGCACCCCAAAAAUGAUAUGCCACCAGAAUUAAAAGAUGUGUAAGAAGAGUUAUGCUAGUGUAAUUGUUUACGCUGCAGAUAUUCCACUUGCAGCGUAGUAAUUACGCAUCGCUGAUGGAAUAUUAAGUUAUUGUUGAAGCAGACAGAUGAUGAAUUCUUGCGAUUACAAUGCUGAUCUUUCAUUUUAUUUAUUAAAUCGUGAUUUUUCGGGGGGAAAAACACAAGCGGAAAGUUUUCUUUACUGUUUAAAAAAAAAAAAGCUAAUAAAAUGUGACCAAAACGAAAAAGAAAUCCAAUGUAAAAAUCUUGUAAAAGUACUAUAUGAAGUGGUUUGCUACUGCCGUGCGCUGCUUUGCUUCCGAUGGCUUCAAAUACGAAAACACAAAUUUAUAGUUGUUAACAUUUUUUAAGCAGUUUGAUUAUAUUCUCUUUAUAAUAAUACAAUAUACAUACAUAUAUUACUUACCUACUAAUUUUUUUUUUUGGCAUAACAAGAUAAAUUCUUACAUAUAAGCGUAAUAUUUGCAACGGAUUUUUACAAAGCGCAAUUACAAAUGAACCUUACAUCCCAUUUGUUUAAAGCAUAGUAAAUGAUUAUAACAUAUACAAGUAAAUGAAAACCAAUAUUUAGUAUUGUCUCAAACAAGCAUGCAUAUAUACAUACACACAUUUUUGUAAUGUAAGUUGCAUAUCAAUACGAUACUGCAUCAAUACCUAUAUUGGCUCAUAUUCUCCUCUUGUGUAAAUUUGCCUAUGUAUUUUUAACGUAGAAAAAUUAUGUUGUAAUUGAUAUAUGAUGAAAUUCAAUAAAUAUCAUUUUAAAGAAAAAU
This is a messenger RNA of Anastrepha obliqua, 1280 nucleotides long. RefSeq names its product zinc finger protein 706-like. Lineage: Eukaryota; Metazoa; Arthropoda; Insecta; Diptera; Tephritidae. The transcript has 3 exons. The record is from RefSeq and is a predicted model, not a curated record. The coding region runs from base 260 to 493 and encodes 77 amino acids.